Wasmannia auropunctata (little fire ant) is the source of this 6604-nucleotide messenger RNA. RefSeq names its product E3 ubiquitin-protein ligase UBR2 (gene Ubr1). The record is from RefSeq and is a predicted model, not a curated record. Gene Ontology annotation, biological process: ubiquitin-dependent protein catabolic process via the N-end rule pathway; protein ubiquitination. The transcript has 4 exons. NCBI's taxonomy places the organism in Eukaryota, Metazoa, Arthropoda, Insecta, Hymenoptera, Formicidae. The coding region runs from base 632 to 6043 and encodes 1803 amino acids. Gene Ontology annotation, molecular function: ubiquitin protein ligase activity; zinc ion binding. Gene Ontology annotation, cellular component: cytoplasm; ubiquitin ligase complex.
CGAGCGUUGGCGUAGUCCUAGCUGACUGCGCAAGCCGCGGAGUGGACAGGGGCUCGCGAGUCGUCGUCACGAGCCAUUUUGGUGUAUCACCGUCCGGAGCAGCUGUGCGCAGGAUAAUCGUCGUUCGUUUCGUCUCGCCGCGAAAUGUCAACGUUCGCGGCCGCGCGCGGUACGUAGAGCGCGGUGUCGCCAAGUUGAUAAACUCGGACGACGGUCGCCCGAUCACGUCGGGGCUACGUGGACGCGAGGUCGCCAAACGUCGUUGUCAUCGUCAUCGUCAUCGUCGCGGGUGGUGGCGUGAAACUGGUCGCUCGCGGGGGGGAAACACAAAGAGCCCCGCGAGCGCCUUUUAUUAACCUUGACCCGCUCGUCGACAACAAUUUUGUGAGCUGCUGAAGCUGGUGAUACGUGCAAUAGGAAUUUAUCAAAGUAACUCCACGAGUACUUAUCUGAGCCUCUCGGAUGAAAGACUUAAGGUUACUGAAAUUGUAGCCAUGUUUUAUAGCGAUAAAUAUUGGCCGAAUUAAUUGUGUAGACAUUAAGAUGUGCGCUUGCCUGGAUUACAUCUACAAUCGUUUCUAUUGUGUAUUUCCUGUUGUAUACAUUGCGUGGGAAGUUUAAAUGAGACAAAAUGAGCAGUGAAAGUACAGAAGAAAGCCAGAGGCCACCUCUGGUCCUUGAAGAAAUAAGUCUUGCUUCGCUGCGACCUGUAUUCCCAGACACGGACAAACGAUGUGUGGAUGUGUGGACGGAGAAGAUGAACAAGGGAGUGUUGAAAAGUAUUAACUUCAGAGAAUACUGGCGAAUUUGGGUGCCAAAGAUAUUCAGCCCGGAGCGUAACGGCAACUGUCUGGAAUGGAUCAUCGACGAGGAUACGGCGAACAGGAUGCUUUUUAGACCUCUGGAGGAAUUCAUUUGCGGCGGUGAUCCGCAGGUGAUUCUCAAGGAGCUUGCCAAGAUGGACAAUCCACCGUCCAUAUGUGGCAAAAUGUUCAAGAUAGGCGAGCCGACCUACAGCUGCAGGGAGUGCGGUAUGGACUCCACGUGCGUUCUCUGCGUGGACUGUUUCAAACAGUCGGCACAUCGGAAUCACAAGUACAAAAUGGGCACGUCCAGCGGGGGCGGAUGCUGCGACUGCGGCGACACGGAAGCCUGGAAGAAGGAGCCGUUCUGCAAGACGCAUGUCGUGGGUACCCAGGCGAAGGAGUCGCGUGGUAAUAAGCUGCCCGGCGACAUCGCGGAGAGAGCGGUGACUGCUUUCGAAGCGUUAUUAGAGUACUGUUACGAACUGCUGACUCUGAGAUACACUGUGACGUUACCAACGAAUCUCUGCAUCAGAGAUACAGCGCUUUACGUUCACGCCUCGUUCACGCUCGAUCAGUUGGAUAUUUACGAUACUUACUGCACUGUGCUCUUCAACGACGAGCAUCAUACCUUCGAUCAAGUAAUAACCAUGCUCGUACGCGUUCUCAAAUGCUCACAGAAGGAGGCUGUGGAGUAUGUGACUAAUGUCGACCGAGAGGGUAGAGCCGUGAUAAAAUGCUCGCUAUUUCGGGACUGCAACGAGUUGCGUAAUGAAGUGGAGAAGUUCACGUAUAGGCAUAGCAAUCGACCGCUUAAGGUACUCGUCCUUCAUACUCACAUAGUCGCCCAUCAAACGUUUGCUAUAAGACUGCUCAAUUGGCUGCAACAAUUUAUAAGUCACUGCGAGGGUUUCCGCGUCCUGUUCAGCAACAUCGCUCUCAACACAAAGCUACCCGAAAUGUCGAUUGUCGAGGGCAUACUCACGAGAGAUUCGCAACUGUGGAAAUCCGCUAGAACAGUGUGGCACAGGUUAUUCAUAUACGGAAUGCUCAUGGAAUAUGAGAGUAAAAAAGCGCUCGCCAUUGUAUUCACUUACAAUUACGGAUCUGUUAUGAAGGAUUUCAUUAAGGACGAUCACGAUCACUCGUUCUCGAUCGUCUCGCUCUCCGUUCAGCUGUUCACCGUGCCGACACUGGCACAUUUGCUCAUCGCGAAACACGAGGCGCUGUUCAACUUAAUGACCACGUUCAUGUCCGAGAGCUCCCGGCGAUGUAACGCCGCUGGGAAAUUGGAGUUCGAGAGGAAUACGCCACACCACAACUUCAAACGGGCGCAGUACAUACUUUACGAUCUUCGAUACCUGCUGAGCGCGAAACCGGAGGAAUGGACGGACGAUCUGAGACGUGGCUUCCUGCAGGGUCUCACGCCGUUGUUCAACCUCUUUUCCAACAUGCAGUGCAUGGACGCGGUGCUCCGACAGGUCGGACAGCAUAUGGAGUACGAGCCGGAAUGGGAGUCAGCGUUCAAUUUGCACAUAAAAUUAUCAGCAGCCAUCACGCUGGCCCUGGAGUGGUGCAGCUCGGACCGAGUUGUACUGAUCAAGUCCUUCAUAGCGCUUCUGAAGAAACUGUACGAACAGAAUCCAAACGAGCCGCCGCCGAGCCAGGUGCGAGAGUUGGCGAAUCACAGCGCGACGUGCUUGCAAUACGACGUGGCAUCCGAACCGGUUUCCAUUCAUUUGCCGCUCUCGAGAUUCCUCGCCGGCCUCUUCCUGCAUCUGGAAAAAUACAAUUUACACUUUCAGUCGCCUGAAUUUAACAAUCCAAUGAAACCGACGCCCGAACAGAUCAUCGAACCCGUACUGACGGCGCAGGCUAUGAUCUCGCAGGUGCACGCGGGCAUGUGGCGGCGGAACGGCUACUCCCUGCUGAAUCAGCUGUACUUUUAUCACAAUGUGAAGUGCCGCAGCGAGAUGUUGGAUCGGGAUAUUAUUUUGUUGCAGGUUGGCGCGUCGCUGAUAGAAAGCAAUGAAUUCUUGAUUCACGUCUUAAACAGAUUUAAUCUUCUUAAUUGGGUGCAACCAGAUUUCGAGGUGAACGCCUUGAAAAAUCCGGAGGAGGACAGUAUGCGGCAGACGAUCAACCUAGUGGAGGAGUUCUUGGGCUUGCUCAUCACGAUCAUUGGCGAGAGAUACGUUCCCGGAAUUGGUCAGGUGACAGUAGACGAUCGUCUCAAAAAGGAGAUUAUACAACAACUGUGUAUAAAGCCUCUCUCGCAUUCGGAACUGAGCAAGACAUUAUCGGAGGAUAUUGUGCAUAAUGUUCAGAGCGAGUUGGAAAGGGUGAUACAUGAAGUAGCGGAGUUUAAGAAACCGGUGGAUUCGUCGGCGAAGGGUGUGUACGAACUCAAUCCGCAAUUCUACUCAGAGUAUAACGUGUUCUUUUAUCAUUAUACCAAGGAAGAACACAGCAAGUCCGAGGAAGUUCAACGGAAGCGCCGGAAAGCUCAGGGAGAGCUGGAAUGCUGUCCGCCGCCGAAGCUGCCUAGAUUGACGGAAUCGUUCAGCCUUGUAGCGAAUCUGCUGCAGUGCGACGUUAUGCUUCACAUCAUGCAAACGGUGCUGGAACGUGCGUUUAAUUUCAUAGCCAGGAGUUUCUCCGAGCCGCAGGUGCACAAGGUACUAUAUCUGAUCGGAUAUGCGUUGCAAGAACAGGAAUCCGGCUAUUAUCCUUUUCUCGCGUUUCCCGAACGAGCAGCGAAAUGGAACAUCUAUAAGUUGCUGGAGAAUCUGACGAGCAGCCCGCGCAUGGAGGCUCACAAGGAUCUGCUCACCUGGGUCUUGGCAAAGUAUCGUCAGGUCGCCAGUUUGACUGGGAAAGAGACUAGUCCGGCGUCUCUUCAACUCGAGCAGCAGCAGCAGCAAGCGGGCGAGACUGAUGCUAACACCAACAAUAAAACGGAUAAAGAAUGGCGGACGAAAAUGGCAGCUCAGAAGCGUGCCAAGAUCAUGGCACAAAUGGCAGCUAUGCAGAAGCAUUUCAUGAAGAAGAACGCUAAUUUGUUUGAGGUAGCAGGCCAGUUGAGUUCCAGCAGUACAAGUGAUCGCGGCUCCGCCAUGGAUCUAACGGAGGCUUCUUCUCUGGAAGGUACUCCUGUCGCCGUCGGCAUUAAUCAGACUAGUAGACUAUGCGAACAAAAAAUGUACACGUGCAUUCUGUGCCAAGAGGAUCAGAUCGUGACGGAAACUGGUUCGGCAAUGGUAUUGGCUGCAUUUGUUCAGCAGUCCACUGUAUUGUGUCAAUGCCACGGCGAUUUUCAAGAACACGAUCCGCUGUAUCUGUCGGCGAAAUUGGGCAUGUCACCGCACACGAGCACGUGUGGUCACGUAAUGCACGCUCGCUGCUGGCAGGAUUACGUCGACAACGUGCUCGCCAAGGAGAAUCGGCGGCCCUAUAGAUCACGACAGCAGGCUAGUUUUGAUGCAGAGAACCACGAGUAUCUCUGCCCGUUAUGCGAGUGUCUCAGUAACACCGUUCUCCUGCUCGUACCGUCCCUAGGAAUGCUGCAACCGACCCCGGAACCUCAGCCGGAUAUCACUUUCGAGACAUGGUUGAAGGUAAUGGCACUCACGAUGGAGUGCAAGCCGAAUAGGAAAUUUGGCAAUGUCAUGGAGAAGGACGAGGAUAGAUUGGAGGAUGAAAAAAUGGUCAAUCCCAUGACAGUCCUUCGUCAGCAGGUUGGAUGUGCUUGGGAGCCAUUCCAGACGCAGUAUUCGCGAUAUGGGCCAAACCUCACGCGAAAGAUGGAAGCCAUGAUCAACAUGUACGCUUCACUUUUUACGAAAUCCACGUACAAGGGAUUUGGUAGUUUCGACGGUGACUCGAAGAUGCCUUUGUUAGCCUGGAAGUCAAUGUCGUACACGAUUCAUGCGAUAGAGUUCCUGUUGCGCGAUCAGGACAAGCCACUGCUGGGUGCCAUGACUUCCCGGCAAAGCGACAGUCUCAAGAGCCUCGUGCGAUUAUCGGCUCUCUUGGGUGCGAGUUUCUCGAAUAAUGCAAACCUCUGGUCGCAGCGUGAUCAAAUCAAAACGUACGCGGCGUCGUUAUUGACGAUACUGAUAGAGGCACCGUCCACUGGCCCUAGCAUUUUCGACAUCGAUCCGUUUGGCGUACUGGUGCCGCUUCUCAAUUCGCUGCCGAGUUUAUUUCACACGAAGGCGCAUGAAACGCCGCCAAAUCCGCCGCCCAUCAUCAAAGGCGACGUGUUUGAUUCGCACGCGCUCAAGCUCGUGUUCCUGUGUCACAUAGCGAAAAUCUUGUAUACAUCCGACUUCACCGACGCGAUGGAAUUGGACAGUCACGAGACCGAGGACGAUGAUAACGAGGAGAAUGAGAACGUUGUCGAAACCAAAAUGGACUUUGCUCUAUUUCAUAUUCUAGGUGUCCACUAUGAUAAGCAGAGAGCUAGCGACGUGUGGCGACGAGUAGAGGCCGCCUGCCGACCCUUCCUCCGAUGUUGCGCUAUCUACUUUCAUUACGUGACCGACGUGCCGCCGUUGAACGAAUUGACUCAGGUGCGUGGUGAUACGUACGAGAAACUCUGCCAGUACCUGGGACUGCCCACUACCUGCGACGCUCUGAUCUACUCCCAUCUGGAAGUUGCCCUCGAGCUGAUGUCCGUGUGGCGGAGGCACGCCACCGUUUGGAAUCACAUGUCGGGCGAGAAGAAGGUGACGAUUAUCAGGGAUCCGUUGAAGGUGAAUAAGCUGAUAGAGCUGCCGGACGAUUAUAGCGAGCUCAUCAACUCGAUAUCCCAGUUCACCUGUCCGAACAGCGAUCGGGAGGACUCACGUAACCCGACGAUGUGCCUGGUCUGCGGCGAGAUGCUGUGUUCACAGAGCUACUGCUGCCAGACGGAGAUCAACAAGACCCCGGUAGGCGCGUGCACGUACCACGCGAACAAGUGUGGCUACGGUGUCGGUAUAUUUCUGCGUGUACGCGAAUGCGAGAUCCUCUUUCUGCGCACGCCUAACCGCGGUUCCUUCGUCUGCCCGCCGUAUCUCGACGAGUACGGGGAAACGGACCAGGGUUUGCGGCGCGGUAACGCGCUGCAUCUCUGCCACGAGAAGUACGAGCGGCUACAUCGUAUAUGGCUCAGUCACGGAAUCCACGAGUCCGUCACCCGGGCCUUCGAGCAGUCCUCGAACAAUCUGAUGCCGACCCAAUGGCAACAUCUAUAACUCGGUGGGAUCUUCCUUACGAUGCCACGGAUCUGACGUUUAGACAAAAAAAAAAAAAGAAAAAGAACAAAUGUGCAAAUUCGUGACUAACGUGAAGCCCAGUACUCGACCGAAUCGUUUUGUUUUUGUUUUUGCGAAAAUCUGGGAGUUUUCUGCGUGUGUACAAAUGACGGAGCCUGCGGUCUAGACUACUCCGAAGACCUAGAACAAUGAGCGAAAGGGCGAAUACCAUUCACAUCCAUGUUAUCAUCGUGUAAAAAUCAUGAGCUUUUUGACACUUCACAUGCAGAAUAGCAUGAUAUGAUGUAUGCUGCGAACGGGGGGGGGGGAGACGAACGCGAUCUAAUGCAAUUUUUAUAUAGUUAUAACUAACAAUCGCGAAUUAUUCUAGGUCGACGAGUCUCUCUUUUUGUUUUCUUCGCGCUCUCGUCCCAAUUUAACGUUAAUUCGCGCAUAGACAGAUCGGAAAAAUAAAAGAUGAAAAGAUAAGAAUUCGCGAUUAUCAAAUGGAGUAAUUUUUAAAGUCUCAGUGGUGUGUGAAAUAAAUAAUACGUAAUGUAA